This is a messenger RNA of Ilyonectria robusta, 465 nucleotides long. RefSeq lists its product as uncharacterized. The record is from RefSeq and is a predicted model, not a curated record. The coding region runs from base 1 to 465 and encodes 154 amino acids. Lineage: Eukaryota; Fungi; Ascomycota; Sordariomycetes; Hypocreales; Nectriaceae. The transcript has a single exon.
AUGAAAUCGGUUCUCGUUGCCUUUGUUUUUCUUAUUAACACCGGCAUUUCUGCUCCAUUGCCGACCAAUACUCCUGCUCUAGUUGCCGACCCAGAUGGUCCGUUCGGGCACAUCCCGGGUCCUCCAGUUAUUCCUCCUACAAUACCGGUUCCGCCUCACGAGCCCCUGAUUCCGGCUCCUCUACCUACUCCUCCUAUCCAGUCUCCGUACCCUUCACCCAUCCCGGCUCCUCCACCCGGUACUCCAACCUCGGGUCUUCCGCUUCUUCCUCCCAUACCUACCCCGAUCCUGGAUCCCUUCGAUCCUCCAAGACGCCUUGUCAGAAACCUGAAGGAAAGAGACGACAUGGGUAGCAUAUUUAAUGCUACCGAACUUGGUAUCUCCGUUUCUGGAAAGAUUCGCGAGACGAAGAUUCAUAUCCGUGAUGAGAGAUCGGAGAAACGCCAGCUGGCAACGACACAUUGA